AUGACAAGGCAGUCCUUAUUAACACCCACAAAAACUGAUUAUUCAGAUGCCCAUGGAAAUUCAGAAGGUGCUCAACAAUAUAAGGAAAAGUGGAUAAAAAUCAAGCAUCAAAGAGAUGAGAAUGGAAAUUUAAAGUAUCCUUGGGAUUUUGAAGUUGUCCAUGGUUUUUUCGUCCAGAGCGAUAUGUCCACAGACGAUUUUGGGUUUAAUCAUACUUUUCAAAACAUGGGUAGAAAAAAAUCUUGGGAAGACAUAAAAGCCGAAUUGAUACAACUAAAUAAUGAAGCUCCAGAUAAUGUUCAGUAUAAGCUAAUUUUUUUAGCACGACACGGGCAUUCUACACAAACACAGAUUGUUGAGUUGGAAGGGUUGCAUUUAUGGCAUGAAAAGAAUUGUAAACUCACUGGUAAUGAUCAGUUUACCUGGGCACCAGAUUCGGAAUUAACCGAGAUUGGAUUGGAACAGGCCAAGGAAAACAGAGAAUUUUGGAAAUCAGAGCUAUUGUUAGGAGCCCCCAUUCCUAGUAAAUUCCAUACUUCGCCAUUACAAAGAGCGUGCAGCACAUUAGUUAUAACUUGGCAUGAUCUAAAACCAGUAGAGACGAGGCCAAUAGUGUGUGAAAAAUUGAGAGAGAAAAUUGGGAAAAACCUAAGUGACAAACGUUCUACGAGAUCUGAAAUUCACGAAAAGUUCGGUGACACUUAUGGGUUUAUAACAGACGGCUUAGAAGAGGAAGAUAUAUAUUUUACUGAGACAAGAGAAACCAUGCCAGAACAGUCUCUACGCCUAAACGGAUAUUUACAAGAUUUGUUUGAACAAGACUGCAAAUCGGGCAAAGUUGACAAAAAACUGGCAGUUGAUAACAUUUUCAUCAGCACCACGUCACAUUCUGGCACAAUUAGAUCUGUUAUUAAUGUGGUCGGUCAUAGGAAUUUUACAGUGUCCACGGGCGGUAUGCUUCCUAUAGUAGUUAAGGCUACCAGACGGAAUUAA
Molecule: messenger RNA, 993 nt
Organism: Candida albicans SC5314
Lineage: Eukaryota; Fungi; Ascomycota; Pichiomycetes; Serinales; Debaryomycetaceae
Exons: 1
Coding region: 1-993 (330 amino acids)
Cellular component (GO): cytoplasm
Molecular function (GO): phosphatase activity
Source: RefSeq, a predicted model, not a curated record